CUUGCCAAUCAGAAUGUCGUGAUUAGAGGCCUCUAGUCGUGAUCAUCGUAAUUGAUCCUUUGGUAUCUUCAUGUCCGGCGACUAGGGAGCUUGGGUAUCCCGAGGUAGUUUGAUGGCAGAUCAGCAGCGGCUCAACGCAAAAGGCUGGAAACGAUCCCUUCGAACACCAAAACCGGAGCUAAGGUUACGUUACGUCGGUUUUUCUGUUGGUCAUCAGAACAACAAGAGCGGAUCCUUCCUGAAGAAGUUCCCACUCGGAAAGGUUUCUGCCGUCGACACUAUCAAAUUUCUGACCAGAAGGAACGCCAUUGCAUACUACGUCGCGAUGGUUCAGCUGCGUGGCAAGACCGAUAUUGAGAAGCCCAAAGUACUGUCGUUCCUGUCCCUAACCGACAAUGAGCUGCUACCGGCAGUGUGCACCUGGGUCUUUUCCAUCAUACGGACCGGAGGAGCUGGGCAUCAGGAAUGAAAGAAAGAGAAGAAGCCAAGGCCGAACCUUGCCUUGAACCUUGUUAGAUGUCGCCGAGGUCGAGGCCGAGGUGGUUCUGUUCCAUGUCUUGCCAAAGGGAACGUUCAAUCCGGUACAACUUUGGCGACUUCAAGCAUUGCUACUCGAACGAAGAUGAACUAAGUCCAUUCGUUACUUCUGACAGAAGUUCAACUAGCAAACUACUUCAGCUGGUACGGUAGCGUUUGGUUCUCGCGCGAGCAGGAACUGUGGAUUACGAAGUGUAUACGAGUGGAAGAAACUGGAUACCAGCUCAGACGAAACCAAGGAAGUGCUGAAACAAUACUUCAGCCGAUCCGGUGUCGAUAAGGGAGGCCGCAUGAUCAAGAGGAAAUAUUCAAGAAUGCUUGCUGGCACUCAGCCAUAACAGCGGGCACAGUUUUUUUUGUCUUUAUCAAAGAA
Molecule: messenger RNA, 910 nt
Organism: Armigeres subalbatus
Lineage: Eukaryota; Metazoa; Arthropoda; Insecta; Diptera; Culicidae
Product: elongation factor 1-gamma-like
Exons: 2
Coding region: 113-469 (118 amino acids)
Biological process (GO): translational elongation
Cellular component (GO): cytoplasm; nucleus
Source: RefSeq, a predicted model, not a curated record